AUGGGAUGUCAUGAUGAGGACGUCCUGCACGCGAACCACACCAACACCGAGUUCAACGUGCUCCUGGCCGAGGGCCGAAAGCACAGAGACAACUUCCAGGCGCAGCACGGUGCCAAGCCCGCCAGCACGUUCUUGUACAACGUGACGGCAGAGAUACACGAGGGCGACAUGCCUGACAAAAUGAUGGCGACACACGCGACAGUCAUGCAGCUGUGGAUCACGGCUGCCGGCAGCCUGCAUGCGGAUACCGCCAUUGCGCUGAUUUACGAUUAUGGCAUGGACGCCGGCACCGUCCUCAAGGCGGACCAAGACUUCGCGCUCUCGGUGCUGACAGCCGUGCAGCAGGCGCGAGCGUCCCGGGACUGGCCGACGUACACCAGGCCCCCUAUCCUGGCAAUUUUGCAAAACAAAGGUCAGCAAGCAAGUAAGUACCCAGAUACGACAGUAUGUAUACGACAGUAG
Volvox carteri f. nagariensis is the source of this 462-nucleotide messenger RNA. RefSeq lists its product as uncharacterized. Lineage: Eukaryota; Viridiplantae; Chlorophyta; Chlorophyceae; Chlamydomonadales; Volvocaceae. The coding region runs from base 1 to 462 and encodes 153 amino acids. The record is from RefSeq and is a predicted model, not a curated record. The transcript has 3 exons.